Neltuma alba is the source of this 1164-nucleotide messenger RNA. Its product is annotated as probable glycosyltransferase At5g11130. The record is from RefSeq and is a predicted model, not a curated record. The coding region runs from base 157 to 1164 and encodes 335 amino acids. Gene Ontology annotation, molecular function: glycosyltransferase activity. NCBI's taxonomy places the organism in Eukaryota, Viridiplantae, Streptophyta, Magnoliopsida, Fabales, Fabaceae. The transcript is spliced from 3 exons.
CAUUUGCAGAGAGUAGAAUAUGGACUGGCAAGGGCUCGGUGGGCAAUACGAGAAGCAGCUCGAACACGAACAUAUGGUUCUUUCAAAGAUAGCGACUUUCUUCCCUCUGGAUCUCUCUACCUAAACCCUUAUGCCUUUCACCAGAGUCACAAAGAAAUGGAGAAGCGUUUCCGGAUAUGGGUGUACAAGGAAGGAGAGGCACCCAUAUUCCACAAUGGACCAUUAAAUGAUAUAUACUCGAUUGAAGGGCAAUUCAUUGACGAAUUUGAAAGUGGCUUGAGUCCUUUUCUAGCCAAACACCCCAUGGAAGCCAUCUCUUUCUUCCUGCCAGUUAGCAUCGUCAAUAUCGUACUCUACGUCUAUAGACCUUACACCAAUUACUCUCGCCUCCGUCUUCAGAGUAUCUUCCAAGACUACGUCCAUUUAGUGUCCCACAGGUACCCUUUUUGGAAUCAAACCAGAGGCGCCGACCAUUUCAUGCUUUCUUGCCACGACUGGGCACCAGAUGUUUCAGCGGCCAAUCCGAAGCUUUUCAAGCAUAUGAUAAGGGUUCUUUGCAAUGCAAACACUUCAGAAGGGUUUCACCCAACGAGAGAUGUGUCGUUGCCAGAAAUAAAGAUCCCAUACGGAGGACUGGGUCCUCCUUACAUGACCAAACCUCCAAGCAACCGGACCAUUUUGGCCUUCUUCGCCGGCGGUGCUCACGGCGCCGUAAGAGAAACACUCCUCAGGUAUUGGAAAGAUAAAGACAAGGAUAUCGAAGUUCACGGGUAUCUUCCUAAAACAGCGAACUACAGUGAAUUGAUGGGAGAGAGUAAGUACUGCUUGUGCCCUAGUGGAUACGAAGUGGCGAGCCCUAGAGUUGUCGAGGCUAUAUAUGCUGCUUGUGUGCCGGUGAUUAUAUCUGAUAAUUAUGUGUUGCCGUUCAGCGAGGUUCUGAACUGGAGUGAGUUUUCGGUUCACAUUCCGAGUUCAAAGAUUGAGAAUAUAAAAGAGAUAUUGGAAGGGAUUACAAUGGAGGAGUAUUUGCAGAAGCAAGAGAAGGUGAUACAAGUGCGGCGACAUUUUGUGGUUCAUCGGCCAGCCCAGUCCUAUGAUCUUAUGUACAUGGUCUUGCACUCGGUUUGGCUCAGGAGGCUUAAUAUGAGACUCCCAGUCUUAUAA